AUGGACGCAUCGACAAGCAUCUCCUCCGCCAGCGAGGCCCUCCGCCGCCUCGUGGUGGUCACGAUGCUGACGGUGGGCAACGUCGUCCAUCCGAUGCCCGUACCGACGGACGUGCCCAUGUGUACCGCAUCUGAACCUGCCCAGUACAACUUGACCUUUACCGGGAAGUGGACGAGGACGGCGUUCCCCAAACAGUAUCCCGUCUACCGCCCCCCUGCACAAUGGUCCAACCUUGUCGGCGUGACCCACAGCUCCGACUACCACAUGUGGCAGCGUAAUGGCUUUGCCAGCAAUGGAGUGAGGGAGUUCACGGAGAAAGGCGAAGCUUGGACGCUCAUGAAGGAAGUGGAGCAGGCCGGAGAACAGAUUCAGAGCGUUUAUGGCAUCUUCUCAGCUCCUGCUGUCGUAGGAGGCACCGGCCAGAGCAACACUGUGGUCGAGGUCUUUGCCAGACACUCCUAUCUGUCGUUUAUCGUGCGUCUCAUUCCGAGCCCCGACUGGUUCGUGGGAGUGGACAGCGUGGACCUGUGCGACGGCGACCAGUGGAAAGACAGCGUGUCUCUGGAGCUCUUCCCAUACGACGCUGGGACUGACAACGGCUUCACAUUCUCCUCUCCCAACUUUGAGACCAUGCCGCAGGACAAAAUCACCCAGAUAACCUCAUCCUUCCCCAGCCACCCUGCAAACUCCUUCUACUACCCCCGCCUGAAGCACCUCCCACCCAUCGCCAAGGUAACGCUGACCAAGAUAAGGAAGACAAACCAGAUCAUUAGCCUUCCGGUGGAGCCCACCCAGUCCAACCUGCUGCCAACAGGGAAUGAGAUUGAGGACAACCUCAUAAAAACGCCGCUGGACUGCGAGGUGUCGGCAUGGUCUCCCUGGGGCCUGUGCAAGGGCAAGUGCGGCAAAGUUGGCCUGCAGCACCGGACGCGUUACGUUCUCAUGCACCACGCCAACAACGGGGCUCCCUGCCCCCUGCUGGAGGAGGAGCGGAAGUGCAUCCCAGACAACUGCUUAUGA
This is a messenger RNA of Phycodurus eques (leafy seadragon), 1020 nucleotides long. It is a transcript of the gene spon2b, whose product is annotated as spondin 2b, extracellular matrix protein. Lineage: Eukaryota; Metazoa; Chordata; Actinopteri; Syngnathiformes; Syngnathidae. The record is from RefSeq and is a predicted model, not a curated record. The coding region runs from base 1 to 1020 and encodes 339 amino acids. Gene Ontology annotation, cellular component: extracellular matrix. Gene Ontology annotation, biological process: cell adhesion. The transcript is spliced from 5 exons.